This is a messenger RNA of Carassius auratus (goldfish), 2631 nucleotides long. RefSeq names its product voltage-dependent calcium channel subunit alpha-2/delta-1-like. Lineage: Eukaryota; Metazoa; Chordata; Actinopteri; Cypriniformes; Cyprinidae. Bases 272 to 2293 code for a protein of 673 amino acids. Gene Ontology annotation, molecular function: voltage-gated calcium channel activity. Gene Ontology annotation, cellular component: L-type voltage-gated calcium channel complex. The transcript is spliced from 22 exons. The record is from RefSeq and is a predicted model, not a curated record.
CAGAUGGGUGGGGGGGCGUGUGGAAACUGAUCCGCCACAGACUCUCUUAACGUACUGUCAAAGCGGAGAGACACGGAAACGCCCUGUCAGUCUCCACAUCUCUGGAGAAACAUCUGAACUGAUUCAACAGGGCACAGGCUGAAGUAGCUGGAGGGACCAGAAACAUCUGAGAUUUGAUUUUGGAAGUAUAGAGGCGCUCAUGGCGCCAGCUCGGCUGCUUUAGGAGGGUCACUUCAGUGGAUUUUAGUGGGAGAAACUCGUCUGUUGUUGGAUGUCAGUCAGAAGAAUGGAUGCGUUCAGAUUGUCCGCUGCUAUUCUUCUAGUUCUGUCUUUAUUCAGCUGUGGAAGCGCUAUACAGUUUCCCGACUCCCAUCUGACCCGGAAAUGGGCGAUGCAGAUGCAGGAGGAGCUAGUGCAGUUGAUCGAUAAUGAGACCGGCAUAAAAGAGCUCCAAAAUAUUUUCCUGCAGUUUCGGCAAUAUUAUAACGUGAAGCAAAACGACGCUAAACAGCUGGUGGAAAACGCUGCACUUGAAAUCGAGAAAUUUCUUGCCAAUCGUUCCACAGCUCUAAAGGCGCUGGCGACGGCAGCGGAAAACCUGCAGAUGGAGCACCAGUGGAAGGAUGAUCUUGAAGUUGAUGAUACCAUCUACUACAAUGCCAAGGACAAGUUUGACAUCAAUGACAAUGAAACGCGCCAGAACCGCCUCAAGCUAGAAUUCAAAGAGGAUCCUGAUUUCAGACGCCCUGUUUCAUACAACACAACAGCAGUGCACAUUCCCACUGAUAUCUACGAGGGCUCCACUAUAAUCCUGAAUGAGCUAAACUGGACUGCGGGUCUGGAUGACAUCUUUAAGAAGAACAAGGCGGAUGACCCUUCCCUUCUCUGGCAGGUGUUUGGCAGUGCCUCUGGCCUGGCUCGAUACUUCCCAGCUUCCCCAUGGGUUGACACGAGGAACACACCGAACAAGAUUGACUUGUAUGAUGUACGCCGAAGGCCCUGGUAUAUUCAAGGUGCAGCUUCACCUAAAGACAUGUUGAUCCUGGUGGACGCGAGUGGAAGCGUGUCGGGUCUGACACUGAAGCUCAUUCGCACUUCCGUCAGCGAGAUGCUGGAGACUCUCUCCGAUGAUGAUUACGUCAACAUCGUCUCUUUCAACAAUUCGGCCAAGUCGGUCGCCUGCUUUAAAAACCUGGUCCAAGCCAAUGUCCGUAAUAAGAAGAUUCUGAAGGAGGCAGUCCAGAAGAUCACAGCGAAUGGCACCACUGACUAUAAAAUCGGCUUUAAGGAGGCUUUUGGCCAGCUCUCCUCAAUGAAUUUUUCAAGAGCAAACUGUAAUAAAAUCAUCAUGCUAUUCACUGAUGGAGGGGAGGACAGAGCUUCAGAGAUCUUUGACAAUUACAACAGGAAAAAGGAGGUUCGGAUCUUCACCUUUUCUGUGGGCCAGCAUAACUAUGAUAAGACACCAAUUCAAUGGAUGGCUUGCAAUAACAAUGGUUAUUAUUAUGAGAUCCCCUCGAUUGGAGCCAUCAGGAUCAACACCCAGGAGUACCUGGAUGUGUUGGGUAGACCCAUGGUGAAAGAAUAUGACAGCGCAAAAACUGUCCAGUGGACCAACGUUUAUGUGGACGCUCUAGAAUUGGGGCUUGUGAUUACAGGCACUCUGCCUGUGUUCAAUAAGACCAGCACCAGUAAAGACAAGAAUAAGGCCCAGAGCCAGUUGAUUUUGGGGGUGAUGGCCAUAGACGUGUCUCUGGAUGACAUCAAGAGACUGACUCCACAUUACACUCUCGGACCAAAUGGAUAUUACUUCGCCAUCGACCCCAACGGCUACGUGCUGCUUCAUCCUAACCUUCAGCCGAAGGAUCUCAAGUCUCAAGAACCCGUGACAUUGGACUUCUUAGAUGCAGAAUUAGAGGAUGAAGUGAAGGUGGAGAUCAGAAGAAGUAUGAUAAAUGGACAGGAGGAUAAAAAGAGAUUCCAAACACUUAUGACGUCUCAAGAUAAGCGUUACAUAGACAGAGGCAUCAGAACCUACACUUGGACUCCAGUCAAUAAAACAAACUACAGUCUCGCUUUAGUUCUACCUGAUUACAGUGUCAGCUACAUCAAAGCCAAUAUAGUAGACAUCAUCACUCAGGCCAAAUGUAAGUACCACAGCUCACAUUCUCACACCUUUAUCAAAGAGCUUGGAAUUAUAGUCUCUUGUCCUCAGAGGAAAGAAGCUCCUGGUUUUCAUCCAGAGAGUCCCCUACAGCCUCUGUCCAUUUCACAUCUCUUUUUGACACCCUGACCUCAUCUGGAAAUGUAACAGCGUGGUUCCUCAGUUGUGGUUUGUCUCUACGAGAACGCUCCAGACGGGGCGACGACUCCUUUAACAGCAAAAGGCUUUCACCUUGUGCAUAUUAGCCCAGGUUUUUCUUCCAGAUGCAUCUCUGUGCCCAUGUUUACCCUCUCGUCCUCUCAUGUGGCUUUUGGGAGAGGAAAGGGAAUCUCAAAUGCCCCUCCCUCCAGGAGAGCCCUCACAGUUCCUGUACAAUAUUCUUAUUCAAAGCUUCUAGGAUUGAAUAAAAUAUUGUGAAAUCCCUCAUGUUCUUUCCUAUAUCUUGCUUUCCCCAAAACUUUUUCAUU